Cylicostephanus goldi is the source of this 329-nucleotide messenger RNA. NCBI's taxonomy places the organism in Eukaryota, Metazoa, Nematoda, Chromadorea, Rhabditida, Strongylidae. The record is from the annotation of a GenBank genome assembly.
AUGCGACGUAUCGAUUGUCUGAGGCAAGCCGAUAAAGUGUGGCGGUUAGAUUUGGUCAUGGUCAUCCUUUUCAAGGGCAUCCCACUUGAAAGCACAGACAGUGAACGUUUGGAGAAAUGUGCUGAGUGUGUAUUUCCCGCUGUCUGUGUGAACCCUUAUCACAUUUCCAUAGCCGUGCGUGAAUUAGAUUUGUUUCUUGCAAACUUUAUACGCACUGGCAAUCCAAACGAAAAGAAUGUGCGAGAAGAGAAACCAGAAGAGAAGCAGAAAGGUAGGUAUAAAUGUAAGAUCACGUUCAGUAGUUAUCAAUACUCAAUAUUUUCAUAAUA